Messenger RNA from Fusarium odoratissimum NRRL 54006, 1851 nucleotides. RefSeq lists its product as uncharacterized. The transcript is spliced from 2 exons. The coding region runs from base 709 to 1713 and encodes 334 amino acids. NCBI's taxonomy places the organism in Eukaryota, Fungi, Ascomycota, Sordariomycetes, Hypocreales, Nectriaceae. The record is from RefSeq and is a predicted model, not a curated record.
UGUGCAGAUCGUAUGGACUCCGCUACGAGAUGAGAGUUGAGCGACGGUGGAUUUGGUGACACGCCGUACAAGGGCCGUAGGACAGAAUUGGUCUGGUCCCGACAACUUGGGUUCUGUAGGUCCCGGUCCCUCGGUUCGUCGUAGAUUUGUACAAAAUUCCCAUAUAUCUGCGACGAACUCCUUGCGGCCCGCAUCUGCCGGAUCCUGGAUCCUUUCGUUUAUCGUCAAUCAUUCUUGCUUUUCUCCUUGUGAUUCCUUUUUCUUUUCCCCUUUAUUCCCAUAUGAUUUGAAGCAGGAUAGAGCCUGGCUUCAUCGACAGUCAUGUCUGUCCCCAACAGAGGCCCUGAGCUUCAGGCCGUAUGCUAUACUCUUGCCGUUUCCUCAGUGCUAGCAGUCGCACUACGUAUCUAUGUUCGCGUGCGCUUGGUCAAAAACUUUGGGUUGGAUGACUGGUUCAUGUGUAGUGCUCUUGUAAGUCGCUCACCUCAACGACACCCCAACAUCACGACGAUACAUCAAUUGAUCAGACUAUCCAUACUCAAUAUUUGACACAAUAAAUCUGUAUACUCUAAUGACAACAUAUACUGACUACAUGGCUGCAUAGAUCACAUUUCUCCUAUUCGUCAUGUCGGCCCUCCUUGGUGUGAAGCAUGGCACAGGUCGACACAGAGACGACCUCGACCCUCAUGACUUUCAGCAAGCAAUGAAAUGGUGGUGGUGGUGCUACUUAUGGUUGGAUACCUCCAGCCUAACCGUGUUCGCCAUGCUAAUCGUCCAUGUAGGUACUGCCUCACGAUGAUAUCUUCAAAGAUCUCAAUUGGCUACCUACUCCUCCGCAUCACGACACGAAAACUCGACGUAUGGAUCCUCUACGGCGUCAUGGCCGUUACUGUCUGCACCGGAGUCGUCUUCUUCUUCGUCACUCUCUUCCAAUGCACGCCGAUCUCGUACUUCUGGAACCAAGACCAACCCGGAAAAUGCGUCAAGCCUGAGGUCAUCAUGGCCCUCACCUAUCUGUACAGUGUGUUCAGUGUUAUAUCAGACUUCACUUGUGCUAUUCUACCAAUGUUCUUGGUGUUCAAGCUCAACAUGGGAAGGAGGACGAAGCUGGCUCUGAUUCCUAUCAUGGCUAUGGCCUGCGUGUUGGUAUACCCUCGUUAUUACAAGAGACAUUGGCUCACACUUUACAGGGCAAGCGCAGCUGUCGUCGUUCGAUUCCCUUUCGUCAAAGAUUUCAAGAACCCAGACUUCUUAUGGGCAACAAUCGACAUCGCCAUCUGGUCGACAACAGAACAGGGCCUGGCCGUCACGGCCGGGUCUUUGGCAACGCUGCGGCCUUUGCUUCGAUUACUCGGCCGCAAGCUUGGCAUAACGACAUCGGGACGGUCUGAGUUGCGGGACACUGAUCAGCCAAUGGGCUCGGGGGGGUUCAGGCCUUCAAAGGGAACCAACGGCAGCGGCAAUAAGCAUCGCGAUCUUUUUAGCCUCGCCACAUUCGCAAGGGAGGACGACCUGGACGGCAACGGGCGAGACGGCCAGGCAGCUUACGCUGGGGAGCACCAUUUCCAGAGUAGAUCGUCUGCUGAGAAGGGAGUCUCGGCGUGGAGGUCGAGGGACAAUGAGAGUGAGGAGGAGUUGACAGGACAGCUUGGGAGUGACAAUUCGCGGAUCGUCAAGGUGACAACCUUUGAGGUUUCUGAGAACAGGAUUUGAAAAUCGUACCAGCAACAGGAAUAAUAAUGACGGCCUUGAUAUUUAUAACGAAUAAUAAUACUACUUGCUUAUAAUUUAGAGAAAAUAUGUUGUAGUAAAAUGAGGAUGAAGCUAAGUUAUUUAAGUAUUUGGGCUGAC